AUGGCUCCUCAUCCCGGGAGUGAGGCCGAAUAUCUUAAGGAGAAAGCAAGGAGAGACCUCCUGAAUCUUCUCGAAGGAGUCCGUGGGAAGAAGAAUCUUGUAGUUAGCAAGGACCUGGCCGGGCCGGUGGGCCUAUUCGUCAAGUUCUCCGUACUUCAAGAAUAUGGAGUAGAUCGAGUGUUUUUACUCGAGAAUGAGAACGUUGAUUCCUCUCAACGGAAUGUUGUAUUUCUGAUUCACGCAGAGAAACCAAACCAUGUACAAUCUGCUGCUGACCAAAUUAAAAGGCUGCAGAAUAAUGAAUCAAAUAUCGAACAUGAAUUUUCCGUAUUCUGGGUACCACGACGUACUUUAGUGUCUAAUCAGAUUUUGGAAGAAGAGGGCAUCAUAGGUGACAUAAACAUUGCGGAGUUCCCUUUGUACUUCCUGCCACUUGAAAAUGAUGUCCUUUCCUUGGAACUGCCGGAUUCAUUCGCUGAUUUAUACCUGGACCAUAACCCCCAGCCAAUUUACCUAUCAGCCAAGGCCUUAAUGCAAAUUCAAUUACGACACGGCUAUUUCCCACGAAUUGUUGGGAAAGGAGACAAUGCUCGAAAAGUCGUUGACCAGUUGCUUCGAAUGAGGAGAGAAUUAGAUGCCGAUGGCGGCCUGGGCGGCUCUGGAGGCAAGCUCAUGGCGAGCAAUACGAUUGAGAACCUGAUCAUAAUUGAUAGAGAUGUAGACUUUGCUACAGUUUUAAUGACGCAACUGACUUAUGAGGGCCUUGUGGACGAACUAUUUGGUAUUAACCACAACCAUACCGAAGUCGAUUCCUCGAUAAUUGGUUCCGCCGCCGCUCCCCAAACCUCAUCAAGUUCUUCAAGUGCAUCAAAGCAGAGCCUGAAGAGAAAAGUCCAAGUCGAUUCAUCGGACCAGCUAUUUUCCCAACUUCGUGAUGCCAACUUCGCAAUCGUUGGUGGCAUCCUAAACAAGGUUGCAAGAAGGCUCGAAAGCGACUAUGAUAGUCGACAUGGGGCCAAGUCAACCUCGGAACUACGUGAAUUUGUCAAUAAGUUACCGGCAUACCAAGCAGAACAUAGUAGCUUGAAGAUUCAUACCAACCUUGCCGAGGAGAUUAUGCGUCACACUCGAUCGGAUGUAUUCCGUCGAACCCUGGGAGUGCAACAAAAUAUCGCCGCGGGGGCAGAAUCUACAUCUCAGUAUGAGGUUAUCGAGGAGCUCAUCGCCCGUGAUAUUCCAAUCACCACUAUCCUAAGGCUGCUGUGUAUCGAUUCAUGUAUCAAUGGCGGCCUUCGACCGCGGGACUUGGAGAACUUCAAAAAACAAAUACUCCAAGCAUAUGGCUACCAGCAUCUUCUAACUCUUAGCAACCUAGAAAAGAUGGAACUCCUACAACCCCGAGUUCCAGCAACAGGGAUCUUACUUCCUGGUGGCUCAAGCAGCGCUACUGGCACAAAGACGAAUUACAAUUCACUUCGCAAGUCCCUUCGUUUGAUAGUGGACGAAGUGGAUGAGCAGAACCCAAAUGACAUAUCUUAUGUUUACAGCGGGUAUGCCCCCUUGAGUGUUCGACUUGUUCAGUGUGUGCUACAGAAGCCGUAUGUUCAGUUGCUCGUCAAAGGGAACCCUUCGCCACAAGCAGCUGCAGCAGCCUCCAAUGCAGCAUCUACAACUCCAGGAUGGCUGGGAUUCGAGGAUGUUGUUAAGAAUGCCCGCGGCUCGACUUUCAACAUAGUCCCAAAGGGAGAUGAAAAGGCAGCGCGAGCUCGGCAGACCCUAACAGGCUCUGGAGGAAUUAAAACAGUAUUCGUUUUCUUCCUAGGUGGUAUCACAUUCACCGAAAUCACUGCAUUGAGAUUUAUUGCCCAACAGGAAUCUGGGCGUCGGAAUAUUGUCAUAUGUACCACAGGGGUUAUGAACGGGGAUAGGAUGAUCAAUUCGGGGAUGGAGCGAGGUAAUUUUGCAAAGUCUGCUGGAUAG
Molecule: messenger RNA, 1980 nt
Organism: Microsporum canis CBS 113480
Lineage: Eukaryota; Fungi; Ascomycota; Eurotiomycetes; Onygenales; Arthrodermataceae
Product: vacuolar protein sorting-associated protein 33A
Exons: 4
Coding region: 1-1980 (659 amino acids)
Biological process (GO): vesicle-mediated transport; intracellular protein transport
Cellular component (GO): CORVET complex; fungal-type vacuole
Source: RefSeq, a predicted model, not a curated record